This is a messenger RNA of Juglans regia (Persian walnut), 4386 nucleotides long. RefSeq lists its product as uncharacterized. The record is from RefSeq and is a predicted model, not a curated record. The transcript is spliced from 12 exons. NCBI's taxonomy places the organism in Eukaryota, Viridiplantae, Streptophyta, Magnoliopsida, Fagales, Juglandaceae. The coding region runs from base 1224 to 3464 and encodes 746 amino acids.
UGGUGGCAGUUUCGCGAGACAGCGCGAUUUUACGGUGCCCAAACCUUUGGUUUUCUUCGGUUUUUUUAUUUUUUUCCGGAGCUCGUGCUUGAUAUUUUUGCGAGAGGAAUGAGCUUCAGAGCACUGAUGUGUGAAAUCUGUAAUGCUUUUUUGGGAUUUUUCUUGACUUUCUUUUCUGGUUUAAAUUUCCAGUCUCAGGUUUUAUUUUUAAUUUUUUAAAUUGGAAGAAAGAGUGAUAAUAUAUACGGGGAGUCGGCAGUCAAGAUGGGUUUGGGAUUGUUGGGAGAUUCGCGCAUUAAUGGGGUUUCCUUUGAUUCUCCAAGUGAAUGAAUGUGAUUCAUCCAGUAUUUUGGUUCCAGGAGUUUUUUUACGGAUAUUUAUGAUCUUUUCUAUUUUGUCUGCCAAGUGCCGAUGUUACCUGGCUGGCUCUCUCUAACACACCCUCUCUCUCUGGCCCUUUUUCUGUUCUGUUACCCUGCUUUAUUUCACGAAGAACCUGAUUCUCUGAACACGAGGAACGAAUUUCCUUCCUUUGUUUUCUGUCAUAUCUUUACCAGCCUUUUGCCUCUGCCUCCUGUGUUCGUGUGUUUGUUUUUUUGUUCUAUUUCACCGUCGAGAUGCUUGCGAGCACUUCUCCUGUGAGCUCAGAGAGAGAGUGAGAGAGAGAUACGGAGGGAUAUGUGGCAACUAUAAUUAAUUUUGUCUUUCGUUGGAAAACCCACGCCACCUUUCCCGUUUUCUUUCAGGCGAGCUUUUCGCUAGAAACUAAAACAAAACAAGAAAAAAAGACUACGAUGUUCUCAUCCACUUUCUUAUUCACAUUUUCGUUUUUUUCGUUCGUGGCAAUAACGGAAACGAUUUUAUUUUUCUCCGAGCUUUGAUUUCUCUGACUUGUCUUUCUCUUCUGUGAUUGAAGAAACUCAAAUUCUCGAAAGUAGAAUGAUCAUAAAUACAUAAAAAGAGCUGGGCGUUCAGUCUCGUGGCUGGUUGGGUCCGAUUAAAUUCCGAGCCGUCGAAGCCUUUUUCAAAACUCAGAUGUUGGGAUGUCAGAAAUGGACAAAGUUCGAGACGUGAGGCGUGGAGCCAGUCGGUUCUCUCCUGCCAAGCCCGACAAGCUCUUCUCUGAUGGUGUUGGUGGGGACUUCGUACAUGUGGAAUGAUCGAAUGAAGAUAGAAGAUUGAGAGUUGUUGGUAGGACAAGCUCGAGCUACGAAGACGACGAAAUGGGUUGCGAUCUGUCCGACAAAGAAGAUGAGCUUCGCUUACGAGCACCGUCUAUGAGUAUUGGUUCUAGCAAGAGAUUUAAGAUUCCCAAAAAGUUUUUUUAUGACCGCAAUGGUGUGGAUCAGGCCUCUGUUCCGAGAAGGCUGCGUUCAGGUGCGCAGCGAAUCAAACAAGCUGCCAUGAAGAAGCGCAAUCACGAAUCAGUUUCUCCACCUUUACCAGAUUCAAAGAAGGUGAACAGUACAAUCAGCGGAGUCGAAGAAUCACCCAUAAAAAAUGGUGUAAAGAAAUCUAAACUGAACUUGAAACAUGGAGGCUCAGACUGGUCCCCAGAACAGACUUUCUCUGGGCAAAUAACAAAAGAGGAGGAAGAAGUAGUGGAAACCUUGUAUGCAUUGGCUGGAAUGUUCCCCAAUAAUGAUGCAAAUGAGAAGAGUAAAUUAGACACAGAAUAUACAGAAGCUAGACCUUUGGCUUUUCCAGAGUCAAGGGAGAAUCCAUCGUCUAUGCAAGAUUCUGCAGUUACAAAUGACAACUCAAGUACUAUGCCUUGGAAAUUAUCCAAUGUUACCAAUCCCUCAUCAUCCAACACGGAUAGUUUGCCCAAAGAAACUCGAAAAGUAGAUUCUUUGAAUGAACCCAGUAUUCAAGAACGGCCAGAUUUAUCUAACAGAGAGAAAAUUCAUAUGGAGUCAGAUUGUCCUGUUCCUCAAUUGAAUGCAAGUAGCAUGUCAUUCUUGGAUAAGAGUGACAGUGGCAGUGACGGUGAAAAGCCAUUGCGCAAUUAUGAGCUAAGCUUGAUUGGAUUAAAACUACCUACACAACCGGAGACCCCACUAAUUGAGAAAGUAUCAGAGAUGGCAAUGGGGCCAGUAAAUGUAAUUUCCAAGUCUGAACUAAAUGGGGCCAUAACUAUAGCAAGUGAACCGGAACAACAAAAAAUGAUCAAGGAGCCCAAGAAAAAUGGCUCGGCAUUGUGGCCAGGCUUGUCUUCAGUUGUGCCACAUGGAGUCGGGAGUCCUGGUCAUUAUUUGCAGUCCUCUGCUGCUAAAGUUCCAGGUUGGCUCGAUACUGAUAUGAUUGCCUGCAGACACAGGUCAUUUGAAAAUGGUUCUUCAAGUGGAGAGGUUUCAAAAGUUGCCGUUGAAAAAGAUACAUGGAAGAGGUGCUCUGCUCAUGUUCAUAUAAGUCAUCUCAUUCAGAAUUUACAAAUGCCAGAGAACCAAGGGAGGCUGCUGCUGCAAUGUAAUCAAUUGAAACUCCAGAAAGGACCAAAUCUUGGAGCUCGUAUGGCACUUAACAGCUUUCAUGGGGUGAGGACUAGUUUCAACGGCACUAUUUCUUCUACCACUACAUGCAAUUCAACUGAUGGAAGAAAUUCAAAUGACGCUAAAACUGGUAUUCUUUGGCAACAGCAACUCCAUCAAGAUCAGCCCCAUGCUGCUCUGGUAUCUGAGGCGUACACUUCGCAGAAGCAGAGAUUCGAUUUCUUGUCCUUGUUCACUGGAGGUGGUGGGAUGGAAGCUAAGAAUUGUGGUGAUAGAACUAGUAAUGGGUUGGAUCCUUCGUCACAAUGCCAAGUUCCUUAUCUUCAAUCUCUUGCACAACAGCAGACUCUUUUGCCUUUCGCAAUGCCUCAAACUCGCUAUACCUCUGCUGCUUACCCUGAUCAGCUUUCGAUAACAUCAUCAGCAGCAAAUAAGGUGCAGAUGCGGGUAGCUCCAUUUCUUGGCAAUCCAUUCAGCGGUCCUCAUGUAAGUCCUGCAGCCUUGACAACACAGCAGCAGCAACAGCAACAACAACAACAGCAGCUGCAGCAACAACAACAGCAUCAGCUGCGGCAGCAGCAGCAGCAACAACAACAGCAUCAGCUGCAGCAACAUCAACGACAUCAGCAACAGCAACACUUUUGGGCUGCCCAGCUAGCAGCUCAUUACAGGCCUGUGGCAACUUCAAUAUCUAUGACCCAAAUUUCGAGCUGGCAACAGGGAAGGCAGGAUCCUCCUAUGCUGAUCCCAUGUGCCCAAGCCAGUAUCCCACCAUCCCUAGAAGUACUUGGCCCUAAGUAUGCUACAGCCUCUCAACAAAAGCAGCGCCUUAUGGCCAUUACUCCAUCAUUGCCCCCAGCCCAGAUUAAAAAACAAGACAACCUUUUCCCCUCUACCUACGGAGAGACCGAAGGAGGGUUCCAUGCCAGUGGCGUGCUGCCAUUGCAAUUACUCUGUAAUGAGCACCUUUGAUGUGACUUUCAUUGGCAGUUUAAUAAGGCAAUGGGGUGGGCAAUACAUUAUUGCAUCAAUUCUUUCUGUUCAUACUCAAGUCUUCAUGUGGCAUGAUCAAAAAAGUGCAGAUACAUGCAAUGUUCGACUGAUUGCCAUGUAUGGAAUAUCAAAUGAUCAGAAAAGAAUGCCGUGCAUUUCAUAAUAUCAAAUGAUCAGAGAAAGAAGAGCAUCCAAGUCAGGCAAAGGAAAAUUGCUGGGACAUGUGCAUAUGUUGGGGGAAAACCUGAGACCUGUCAGCUGCUGGAGAUGGUAAUUAAGUUUUGUUGUAUGAUCCUUUUAUCAGCAUCUAUGGUCACACUGAUGCCCUUUUACAGAGAACAUUACUAAAUAGAAUCGUCAAACUUCUUUCUAUUUGCCUGUCCCCCACAGAAUUUUCUUUUUAGCUUGCUUCCUUUAUUGUUGUUGACUUUUUCUGCCUCAGCUUUACUGCUUUAGGGGUUAAGGUAAUGCUAACCACCCAAAGAAUGAAGGGGAAACGCCAAAAAGUAAAUAGGAUCAAGUAGCAAAGAAUGAGACCAGAAUAUGGGUCUCAAGCAACUUGAGUGGAAUUCCGGCAUUGGCUCAGCGACACAAUCACAGGAUGGGUUCUGCUAGGGAAAUGGUGAUGUCUCUCUCUCUCCCCCCCCGGCGAAUAGACUGUCAAGAGGAAGAUUUUAUAAAUUACACCUUCAUCCCACUAUGAUAAGGUAGCAAUCUUUAAAUUUAUUCUUUAAAAAAAUAAAGGAUGAUUAAGGGCAAUAAAAGUGCCACAUAUUACUAGAAUGAGAGUGAGAUGAGAAUGGUUUGUGGAUGUUCACAGAUAACGAAUCAAUCCUUCAAAUAUGUUAGAACCAUGUACUCGAUAAUGCACCAUCAAAUGUAACUAUAAAUUUCAUUUUCA